UGUCUUGUUUAAAAUACAAAACAACCCCAAAUUUUGGGCAGAUUUGUGUUUUAUUGGUAGUACAACUUUUAAUUAGCUUAACAAAUCAUUUAAAGUAAUGUCCGCAGAUCGACUUGAGUUUUUACGCGAGCAGAACCGACGUUUGCUGACGCAGCUGAAGCAGCAAAGGGAGAACCUGGAACAGCGGAGCGGCUGCAGGGGGAGCGAGGCCGAGGUGACGGUCACCACGAAUGGAGACCGCGGUCCUGCCAGGGCAGCCCUCGCUAAACCCUCCGUGAGAUUUGUUGAACCCCUUGAGAUACACAGAAACCUCCAGCACAUUGUUUCUGCACCAUCUGAGACCUCCAAACAUAAAGGAGUAACUGCUGAACACACAACACAGACUGAACCCUUGAACGACAGCUACAGAAAUCUACAAGUUGGAAACGAACUACAAGACACGAGGCCAUUAACUGCCAAGUCAUGUCAGUUUAAUCCCACAAGAAACCAGAAGGAGACCAAAAGUCAAGUGACGUUUGGAUCUGAUGAUGGGGAACACAAACCAUUCUCAUUCAGUCAUCAUUUACAGCCUUUAUUGGGAUAUGACUGGAUAGCAGGAGUUCUGGACACCGAAGACUCGUUAGCUGAGCAAUCUGACGAGUUCUUUAACGACCUACGUGUGUUUAGAUCGCUCAAUAAAGAUGAGUGUAUCCAUGACGCACAGUCAGAAUUAUUUGAAGAGAGGCGUUCAGUAGCACCACUCCUAACAGAUGAGGACAACCAAGAAGCAAACACAGACUCUCAUCAGUGCACAUUCUCUUACAGGAUUAACAACAGACUGUUUCCUGUCCCACUUCACUCUCGGGAGUGCUGCCCAGUGUGCAAAAAGCACAAAUCUUCCCACCCUCACUCUGCUGCUGAACCCGCUCUGAUCAGGGUGAGCCUUCCUCGCACCGCCCUCUUACCACCUUACAAAUACAAAGCUCACCGGCGGAGCAGCUUUGACCCUUCAGACAGUUUGGGGUUACCAUCGCACUGCCUCUCAGGCUGGUCAAACACAGGCCAGACCACCGUGCCACCUCCCAGCAGCCUCGACCUGCGGAGCAGUCUCAAACCAAACAACUCCGAGUGCUCACUGAACCAGGAACUGGAGGACCUUUCUGCGUCCACAGGAGAACAAAACGUCGACCAGAUUGCAGACGUCUCUCGCUUGGCUCGUCACAACUUUCAGCAAUUCUCCAUAAAAAGAAAACUGGGCUCUCAUCUUGUGUGCUGACAAAAAGAUCCAGCGCGUUCUGAAAUAAUCACAGUUU
Messenger RNA from Nematolebias whitei (Rio pearlfish), 1292 nucleotides. It is a transcript of the gene miip, whose product is annotated as migration and invasion inhibitory protein. The record is from RefSeq and is a predicted model, not a curated record. The transcript is spliced from 9 exons. Bases 98 to 1255 code for a protein of 385 amino acids. NCBI's taxonomy places the organism in Eukaryota, Metazoa, Chordata, Actinopteri, Cyprinodontiformes, Rivulidae. Gene Ontology annotation, biological process: negative regulation of G2/M transition of mitotic cell cycle; negative regulation of cell migration.